AUGCAGUUUAUUCAAAGCCGCAGAAUCGAAAGAGAUCCGUUUGGUUUGCUUGAUCACGUCAUCAUGGACAGUGGUUGCACCAACACCACCAUUUGUAAUGGUGAGCUCAUGCAUGGACUACAUCAAGCUGAGAAAGAGCUCGAUAUGCACACUAACGUGGACAGCAGAGUUCUUGAUGAAGAAGGAUUUCUAGGACAAUUCCCGCCUCCAGUCUAUUUUGAUGAAGACAGAAUUGCCAAUGUACUUGCUAUGCGUGAGAUGAUUGCUGCGGGAUACCGCAUUACCGUGGAUACUGAUUUUGACAAUGCCUUUGUUGUGCAUUGCGAUGGAGACAGACAGAUGCAAUUUGUGAAUUGUAAGGGUGUGUAUGUGUUGGAGCAACUUGGAGCGGAUGUCAAACCAUGUGCCAAAGAGACAAGUGCAAUGUAUCGUUGA
Molecule: messenger RNA, 435 nt
Organism: Cylindrotheca closterium
Lineage: Eukaryota; Bacillariophyta; Bacillariophyceae; Bacillariales; Bacillariaceae
Source: the annotation of a GenBank genome assembly